Molecule: messenger RNA, 1458 nt
Organism: Impatiens glandulifera
Lineage: Eukaryota; Viridiplantae; Streptophyta; Magnoliopsida; Ericales; Balsaminaceae
Exons: 9
Coding region: 197-1270 (357 amino acids)
Source: RefSeq, a predicted model, not a curated record
UGGAUUUUUAUUCCCCUCUUUCUCUCUCUCUACAGUGUGACCAUUUUCAGCUUCAUUUCCAUUUCUUAUAGGGAUUAAAGUCUUUUCAUCUGACUUCACUGCACCACGAAGUUUCUGCCGUCGCACGGAUUUCUCCUGAACUUCAUCACCAGUGUCCCAUUGACGAAGACAUACUACCAACUAUAAUUUAAGUGAAAUGAAGAAUAAACAGAAUACACCAGAAACACAAUCAUCAACUCAGGUGUCACAUGAGUCCCAAGGUAAUCCACUGAACAAUCCAACAGAAGCUCCUGUAGUAGACUCGGGCUCCAUUUCUGUUUCCAGCAAUGAUAACAAAAAGGUUUCGCGAGAAGAUAUAGAACUUGUUCAGAAUUUGAUAGAGCGGUGUUUACAGUUGUACAUGAACAGAGAAGAAGUGGUAAAGACUCUCUUGACUAGAGCAAGGAUAGAUCCUGGAUUUACAACUUUGGUGUGGCAAAAAUUGGAAGAAGAAAAUGCUGAAUUCUUCAGGGCAUACUAUAUAAGGUUAAAGCUGAAGAAACAGAUUAUCACAUUCAAUCAUCUACUCCAGCAUCAGUAUCAAAUGAUGCAGCUUCCUCAAAAGGUUCCUCUGGCCCCCAUUCAGAACGGUAUUCAUCCAAUGCCAGUUAACAAUUUGCCUAUGGGAUACCCUGUCCUACAACAACCACCAAUUCCAGCCCCUGGACAACACUUGGGAAGUGGCUUAUCCAGUUGUCAUGUGGUCAAUGGAGUUCCUGCACCAUGUAACUUCCAUCCAAUUCGGAUGAAUUCAAUGAAUGAUAUGGUGAUAGAUGGCAGUGCACAAGAUGCAACACCUGUUAUUCCACCAAAUAGUGCCAUGUCAGCAGAUAUGCCUUUGAGUCCUACAUCAAUAACAACAUCCAGUGGUCAUUUUCCAUUUACAUCUGACAUGUCUGGAAUGGGAGUGGAUACUUCUGUUCUUGAUACUGCAUUUACAUCUGAUGUAGCUAAUUCAGUGGAAUUGGAGCUCCCAUCUGAUAAUGGGGCUGUAAAUUCUAGAGAUUCACUCAGAUCUUGGGCUCAAAUGCCAUGGAACUUCAGUCUGUCAGAUUUGACCGCUGAUCUGUCGAACUUGGGAGAUUUAGGAGCAUUGGGAAAUUAUCCUGGUUCUCCCUUUCUGCCUUCUGAUUCAGAUAUUUUACUUGACUCUCCUGAGCAGGAGGAUAUAGUAGAGGAGUUCUUUGUCGAUACUAUCCCAGGACCACAAUCAGAUGAAGAUAAGCCCUAGAAAUUAUUGUCAUGAACCAUCAUUAGAUUUAUUAACUUCUCCACCUUUAGUACAUUUCAUGUUUGUGGAAUUUCAAUAACUUAAUUUAGAUUAUUUGUUACCAAUGAUGGAUUUGUUACUUAUUUUUAACUGACAUAUUUAUGUACUUUAGCUUUCUAUAUCUCCAAUGAAACUAUUUUAUUUUGAGA